Cynoglossus semilaevis (tongue sole) is the source of this 1712-nucleotide messenger RNA. RefSeq names its product excitatory amino acid transporter 1-like. Gene Ontology annotation, biological process: L-aspartate import across plasma membrane; L-glutamate import across plasma membrane; D-aspartate import across plasma membrane. The transcript has 10 exons. The record is from RefSeq and is a predicted model, not a curated record. Gene Ontology annotation, molecular function: neutral L-amino acid transmembrane transporter activity; glutamate:sodium symporter activity; L-glutamate transmembrane transporter activity. NCBI's taxonomy places the organism in Eukaryota, Metazoa, Chordata, Actinopteri, Pleuronectiformes, Cynoglossidae. Gene Ontology annotation, cellular component: plasma membrane. Bases 132 to 1712 code for a protein of 526 amino acids.
UAGACAGGUGUUCACUUUGGAUCCCAGACACAACGCGGGCUCUUCCUCCCCACAACCCCACUCCGCGACUUCACGGGUCUUAAACUUGAGGAGAAUUUACUGAAGACCCCUGCAGCCCAAAGAGCAGCAGGAUGCAGCGUUUCAGAGAAAAUAUUCACAUACGCACCAUGAAAGCCAAGAGGAAAGUAGAGGAGAUCUCCAAGGAGGACGUGCAGGCUUUCCUCAAGAAAAACGCCUUUGUGCUCUUCACUGUCGGGGCCGUGAUUGUAGGAAUUAUUCUGGGAUUUGGUCUUCGUCCCUACAAGAUGAGCUACAGGGAAGUGAAGUACUUCUCUUUCCCCGGAGAGCUGCUGAUGAGAAUGCUGCAGAUGCUUGUGCUGCCUCUGCUGAUCUCCAGCCUGGUAACAGGAAUGGCAGCUCUGGACAGCAAGGCCUCAGGAAAGAUGGGCAUGAGAGCCGUCAUAUACUACAUGAGCACGACCUUCAUCGCCGUCUUCAUCGGCAUCAUCAUCGUCCUCAUCAUCCAUCCGGGAAAGGGUUCGAAGGAAGAGUUUGGAAAACAGCAGAAAAUAGAGCAAGUCAGUCCUGCUGACGCCUUCUUAGAUCUGAUCAGAAACAUGUUUCCACCCAACCUGGUCCAAGCCUGCACUCAGCAGUUCAAAACCAAAUAUGGCAAGAGGGCGGUGCACGUGACAGUGACGGUGAACGAAACCCUCUUCAACUCCACCAAUGCCACCCAGGAGGUGGUGGAAAUCAUUCGGGAGGAAGUGAUUCCGAUAGCGGGUCAGACCAAUGCUGUCAACGCCCUGGGGUUGGUGGUCUUCUCCAUGUGCUUUGGUCUGAUAAUUGGCAACAUGAAGGAGCAGGGUCAGCUCCUGAGGGAUUUCUUCGACAGCCUCAAUGAGGCCAUCAUGCAGUUGGUUGCCAUUAUCAUGUGGUAUGCUCCCAUUGGUAUCCUGUUCCUCAUCGCAGGGAAGAUUGUGGAGAUGGAUGACCUGACACAGAUGGGUGGUCAACUGGGAAUGUACACCAUCACGGUCAUCAUUGGCUUAUUGAUCCACGGCGUUAUCAUUCUUCCUACUCUAUACUUCGCCAUCACUCGACAGAACCCCUUUAUAUUCAUUGGUGGGCUGGUGCAAGCUCUGGUCACAGCACUGGGCACGUCCUCCAGCUCAGCCACUCUCCCCGUCACCUUUAAAUGUCUGGAGGAGAACAACAAAAUUGAUAAGAGAAUAACACGUUUUGUGCUCCCCGUGGGGGCCACUAUCAACAUGGACGGAACAGCGCUGUAUGAAGCCCUAGCCGCCAUCUUUAUAGCUCAGGUCAACAAUAUGGAAAUGAACUUCGGACAGAUCAUAACCAUCAGUAUCACAGCAACAGCUGCCAGUAUUGGAGCCGCAGGCAUCCCCCAGGCCGGUCUGGUCACCAUGGUGAUCGUACUGACCUCUGUCGGACUCCCGACCGAUGAUAUCACACUCAUUAUUGCAGUUGACUGGUUCCUGGACCGCUUACGUACCACCACCAAUGUUCUGGGUGAUUCCAUCGGCGCCGGCAUAAUUGAGUUUUUGUCUCGACACGAGCUCCGCACCAAAGAUGUGGAGAUGGGAAACUCAGUGGUGGAGGAGAAGGAGAGGAAGAAGCCCUACAAGCUGAUCUCCCAGGAUAGUGAUUUUGAGAAUGAUAAACGUGUCCACAGUGAAUCACACAUGUAG